UGCAGGAGGAGGAAACAACAACAAUAAUUCUGCAUGUACAGUCAAGAAUGAUAUACCGAAGACUACAGCUCUUCAGUCAGUGAGGAGCUAAGAAUCCUACAGCAGGGGAGCUAACAAUCCUACAGAGAGCGACCAGACUAUAUGACAACUUCUAUUCCGGCACAUGAUAUUAAAUCACAAAGUACAGGAUGGGGAACGACAACAGCCACAAUAAAGAAGAGCCCCCGAAAGAAUCCACAGCUAGUCCAAAAAUUACCAGUACACCUCCACCUCCUGAAGAUGUCCAUGAGGAAUUCCAUCCAUCUCUAGAAGCCAUUCCUGGCCUAUAUCCUCAGUGGAAUCCUGACAGUUACCAAGAACUUCAACAGGUGGAAGAAGAACAACAAGAGAAGGAAGAAUCAUUUCCCUCAUUAUUUUCCGAAAAGCUGAGUGCCUCUGCAACAAAUUCAAGGAGCGGUGACGUUACAUUGCAGCAUAGUGUUUGGGGGGAAGGACAGCUGCUUCCUGCCCUUCCGCAGACUGAUCUUUAUAUAGAGGGACUGGAAUAUAAAGAAUCUGGGCAGAUUUCACAGCCUGGCACCAUCAGAACCCUCACCAUUGAAGAAGGAUCAAGGGAUGAAGAACUUUCUACAUCAGAAGAUAUAGGAUUAAUAGGGAUUCUUAGAGAAUGGGGACAGCAAGUAUCGCCAGAAAUGGUCUUUAAAGAAAAGGAGGAAAUUAUGCAACCAGAGAUACCGGAGAUGCCAAACCUAGCACAAUAUUUAUUGGAAAAACAAGAUCCAGAUACUGAUAUAUCAUCUGUAAGUAAAUUUAAGAGCAAUGAUGCUAUAAUGCAGGGUGACUUCAGUCUUGGCAGUCCAAGUGUUCUUCCUCUGACUUCCACACCACAGCUGAUUCCAGCAUCCAUGGAAUUAUUCUCAAGGAAUGCAGCACUGUCUCCGCCAGUUGGAAUGUUCCAAGAACCAGACAACACCUGUAAGCAUACAAAAGAAGAUAGCAAGGAUAGUAAUACUGAUCAGGGAGAACAGAAAGGAUCAUGGAAUAGUAGAACUUUAACUACAGAUGGUGUAAAUAGCCAGACAUGGGGGCAGAGCCACUUAAUCUUGCCUUUUACAACAGAUGGGAGCUCAGACAAUGAUAAAGAUAAACUCCCUAUACCACUCAGCCUUAAAAAAGAGAGAGAAUCCCCUACCACUGAGAGCUCUCAGCCCAAUCUGGUGGUGUCAGAGCUCAAUACUUUUUGUGAUAAUCUUGUUACAUCAUUGGUUAAUCAACAACCUCUGCUUGGGGUGACAGAACCAGAAAGUCUUCAGGGACAGAUGGGUGAGACAACAGGCUAUUACUGUUCUCCUUUUAAUCUACCUGAUAAGUUAGAGGUAGACAAUGAGGAAUGGCAUGACGCAACAGGAUAUGUAAAAGAGACAAUGUUGGCAGAAAACAUUCAACCUGAAAGUGCAAAACAUAAUGAUAGUGAGGAGCAUGGCUUGCUAAAGACGUCCACAAUAGAUGAUGGGAAUUUUACAAGUAAAGACAUGAUAAACUAUGAAGUAAAGACAAAGGAUUUGAAAAAUAGCAUUGAAAAUGACAUUUCUGCUAAUCAAUUGCCCCUCGACAUUAUUCAAAGUCCAAUAAUACCUGAGACAGAAAAUACCUUAUAUACUCCUAUUUACAUGACUGACAGUCUAAAUGAGGGCAUAAAUCAGGUUACUCUGGAAGGCACUGCAGUCCUUGUAGAUACAUCUCUGGACCCACCACACGAGAAAACUUCAAGUGAUCCAAUACAAAUAGUCAACCAGACCAAAACAGUUAAAGAUAUUCCAUCUCCGAUCUCUGUGACUAAUUUACUUUUAGAAGAUGUGCCAACCUUUUGCCUGAAUUCUGCAGAACUACAUCUGGCAGCACCAAGUCCAGAUAUAAAGGAAGGCAUUGCAAUAGGUGCAGCCAUAUCUAGUAAAGACCAAACACUCAUUUCACUAUCCCUUGAGGAGGAUGAAAACACUCCUACAAGCCAUACUGUACUGAUAUCUCAGCAAAAUACUGAAUUUAUUCCACUGAGCCUUACUGGGAAUGAGUUGACAACAGUGAGACUUAGUAUGGACAUGGAGAAAGUGACCACCGGAGAAAAGGGUAAUACUGGAUAUGGUGUCAAUAAGGGCGUAGGUGCAAACACCCAUCAGAAAAAUACAUUAAACACUGAUACAGACAGUAAUUUAUCUAUUUCGGCAAGCUCUCAUAAUAUAGGACACUCCCUGGGCACGUCAGAAGAAUCUUUCCAUGCAGUUUCUGAAACUUUUUCAAAAGGAGAAGAGGUGAAUUUUCUCCCUCCACAGGAGCAUUGUCAUGAGAAUAAGCCAGACCAUAAAUAUUUAUGUCCGAAUGAAGAAAGUUUGCCAACUGAAAAGUCUGAGACAUUUUCAGUAGAAACCAAAAUGGAGACUAGCCAAAACCAAAGUGGAAAUGACAUCUGUUUAAAUACUAUGCAUCAAAGACAAAAUCCUGAUAUUAAUGCAAUGCUACAAUCAUCUAUCCUGUCUGAUGUGGAAAACCUGAACCACAGGCCAGAUUGUACCCUAGGGGAGUCAUCCAAGGUUCAGCUAGAGCAGAAUGUGUCUGUCAUAACUCCAGUAGAGUUUAAAAUAGUAGACGCUAGCCCAAACCUGGAAAGCAGGUCUACAAAGAAAAAGGAGGUUCCCAUGAUCACAUUGAGUCAGCAAGAAAUCGCGUCCUCAGAGGACACUCCCUACCUUGACAAUGCUUUGUACCCUAGCAAAGCCCUUGAGGAGAAAGUGCAAGAUGAACCUUUAGCAUCAACAUCAGAGCCUUUGGAAUACAUAUCAGAUUCUCCUUCCACGAGUGAUGAAACAGGCAAAUCCUUUUCUACAACUUUUAAAGAAGCUGGCAUUAUGGAUACUAUAGAUGCUUUGGGGCUCUUGGAGAACAACAUUUUGCUAUGCAGUCAGCAAGGUAAAGGCAUGAUACCAGAAAAGAAACAGUCCUUGAAAAGUUUAGAACUUUCUUCUGACAUAGAUGACAAUACCGAGGAUGAAAUACCUGCCACUCUAGCUCAACUAGAAGAGUCUCCAGAUGCUGGUACACAACACAUACUAAAUAAUAAGUCAACCCAACUUCAGAGAGCAGGUGACAACUUCAGUGCCACAGAAACACAAAAGGAUGGCUUUACAGAGAAACCCCAUACUGAGAUAGAUGUUGGCACUAUGGAUGAAGUUGAAGUAGUAGCUUUUCCCACAGAUCUACGUAAUACAGAGAAUGCAGCUAAUCUCCAGUGUGGUCCAGUCCAGAACCUUCAGCCUGAACAUACACAAUUAUCCACAUUAUCAGCACCAGAUAAGAACCUUUCAUCUGAUCAUGAAGUUUUAGAUGUUCCUAUUCAACCCAGUGAUAAUGAAAACAAUGGGAACCCUUUACCAUCCAUUUGUUCAGAAGCUGAAACCCAGGUAUGUGAUGAUCGUACAGUCAAGAUUGAACAAUCUGAUAAAACUGAAAGUAUUUCUAGUAAAAAUGUAUCUGAAGAGAUCCUUAAAAACACAGAUGAGGAUCAUCAGGUUUUGUCUACAGAUAUUAAACCUAUUAUUGACACCACUGAGGCAUCAGUUCUUAACAACUCUGAUAUUGAAGCAGUUCAAUCUUUUACUGCCCAUAGGAAUUAUCCUGAAGAAACUGAGAAUGCCGAAGAUCUGAUUGCAUGUUCCUUUGCAUUUGUAGAGGAACAACAGCCUACAGAAGAAUCAGAUCUUCCUAGAUUAUUGGUAAAAGAAAAAGACUCCAAGCCUUACCUUCUGUCCGAAGCUGAACCAACUGCAAAAUCACAGAGUUUAAUAGAGGAAGCAAAUGAGCAAGAUAAGAAAAAUUGUAAAAAUGAUGUACAAGAGUCCAAACAAGAGAUUGAAUUAUGUCCGUCAGUUUCGGAUGACCACAAAGAUAUUCUGCAUGGCAUUCAGACGGAUGGUUGUGUAGUGUCUAUAGCUGAAAAAGAUCAGUUAGAAAGAGAUUUACCUUUUAACUCCGUACAAAUGGAAUGUACCAAUGCACAUAGUGUUAGCACAGAAAAAUCACAGGAAGCAUUUCACAUUCUGCAUCAUAAUACACUUAAGGAAGUACACCCUCAAGAGAAACAUCCUGAAAUGGCUUUUGAAAGAAUACUUAACCUCAGUCCUGAGGGAAAAGUAAUGACCCAUAGUUCUCAGGAGCACACAAGCGAUGCGGUCAAGGAUACUGUAAGCACAGAAAUUGUCCCAGAACAGAAUGCAAUUGAUAUUCUCAAUACAGAUUCAGUGGGUACAACCUCCAAGGCCCACAAUGGUUACAUGAAGAGUUUAGAAUCUGCUCUUGAGCAGCAUGCCCCCUCCAAAGACGAGACUGAAUUUCCUUCAACAGAACCAAGUCAGAUAAGUUUAGGAACGACAACUGCUGACUCUAAACUAGUGAAACCUUGUGAAGAAGCAGAAGCACCCAACAUCAUCAGUUCUGGGGCUUGUGAUGGACAUGAAAUGACUCUUUCAGCCUUACAACCUCUUCUAGAAGAGAAUAAACAGAACUAUGAAGAUACAACAAUAAAAUCACAAAUGAUCAACAAUGACUUGACAUCUGAUCAUCUAAAACUUGUACCUGAAGAAAAGGAAAAUAAAGCAUGUGAAGCUAUAUCAGAGAAGUCUGACCCUACUAUAAUAGAAGUACACAUUGUUUCAGAAAAGACAGAAGCGCUCAUUUCUGAUCAAUUAACUGUUAAAGAGACAGAUAUUCUUUCUGACAUGUCAGGUUUCACAGUUAAGGAGACAGCAAUCCUAUCUGAUGAACCACAUUUUCCUUCAGAGCAGGCAAAUGAUGUAUCUACAGCCAUAAGCCGUCCUUGUGAUGACUUGGCAAUUUCAGAGCCGUCUGCAAGUUCUGCAGAGUCUAGUAUUCCAAAAAAUACAGUUCAUCCAGAACUAGUCAGUGAAGAAUGUAGUCAUUGUCCAGAUGAAAAAGUAAAUUUACAGAAAAUAGAACAACCUGAACAAAUGGUACUAUCUGCAAACCAAGAAAAAGUAUGCACAGUCUUUGGACCAGCAGAAGUUGACCAAAGCGAAGACAAGAAACAUUCUACUACUUCACUAACUGAAACUGAUCUACCAGUUUCUGACCUUAUUUUUUCUAGUGCUUCUCAAGAAAAGUCACUUUCUUCUCCAAGUGAACCAGGACCUUCUUCUCCAGUGAUUAGAAGCCCAACUUUUCCAACAUCAGAUUCUUAUAGCUUUACCCAGAAACUGCGGAGUGUCCUCCACUCUGAUCGGCCAGUCACCAAAAAGACUGUGAAAGUUACCCCGCCUGAGCCACUGGAGCUCCCCUCAAGUCCAAGGAUGCUUCCAGGAGGAGCCACCAGUGAAAGGAGCUCCGAUUCUGAAGAAGCUUUUGAGACCCCAGAAUCAACAACCCCAGUAAAGUCUGUACCACCAGUCCCUAUUCCUACACUGCCAGAGAUUCAAGACCAGCAACCACAGCAACGUGAAGAAGAAGAGACUCCUUACUUUCUACCCAAGCCUCAAGAACAAGAUUUGGUCCCAAAUUUGGAAAGCACAGAAGCUCCUGUUGAGACUGCACCAGAGAACUUUACAGAUUCUCCUUUUCGCCAGCCGUCUAGAUCAUUUUCUGUGGUGUUUGAUGAAGACAAGCCUAUAGCAAGUAGUGGAGCAUACAACUUUGAUUCAGAGUUACCAGAAGUCAUUCCUGCUUCCUCAGAGGCUCCCUCCAAAACUCGUCGAAAAUCCACAGACUCAGUUCCUCUCAGCCGCAAUACUUUGUCUAGGUCUCUUAGCUUACAAGCUGCAGACUUCCAACUUGAAGAAUUGCCUAACUAUCAAGGAGGAUCUGGCAGUGCUUGCAGUACUUUGCGUAGGACAAAAAAGGCACGGCCAGCAUCCCUAAAGAAGAAGUCUGGAAGUACUAAGAAACAAGUCGAAGCUUUCAACACUGAUGACUCUAAAGAGACGAGUCAGACAUUAUCCGGACAGUCACAAGAAAUAGAAGUGGAUAGAAAUCUGCAGGGGCAACUUGCACCAUCCCUUCCUCCUCCUCCUUCUGAAACAGAUGCUGAUUUGCCAGUAGCUGGAAAAGAGGAAAGUUUACCACCCUCAGCUCCAGAGUUGUCCCAGACAGACUCCCAACUAAGUGGAGUUGCAAGUUCUCCUCCUGUUGAGAUCUCUCAAACACAAGCAACAGGAAGGGUGUCUCCACCUAUACCUACCCACCAAAAACUUGAAGCGGCCCCCAGUGGCCCUGAAAUACCAGAAAACCCUGCAGUGAUCGGUCAAUCAGUGAGGCUGGAGUUCGAUUAUUCUGAGGAGGCACGUGAGGGUCAGCCUCCCUCAAGAAAAGGCAAGAAACCCACAGGCAAAAUGCCACUGCGGAAACCCAAGCCCAAAAAGGCUGUGGAAAAGCCUGACGCUCCUCCUGGAGCUCCUAGUCCUAUUCCAAAUGAUCCUGAUGAUACUCCCAUUCCCAAAGGAUCUUAUGCCUACAAUUUGGAUCAGUGGGAUGAUCCGAAUUUUAACCCCUUCUCCUCCAGUGGAAAAAUGCAAGACUUGCCUUCAUCUACACAAGAACCUCUCCCUGAACCACCUAAACCCAUUGUUCAGAGGUCAGAGUCCCCUGCUAAGGCACCGGCUUCUUUUGAAAUAAGUGCUGAACAGAAUGGGGAAAGCAAUAAGCCAGCCAAGAAAAAGAAGACUCCGUUAAAAACGAUGGUUGAAGAUGUCGUGUCUGUCUGUUCUCUCUUUGACACAUUUAGGGUGAAGAAAUCACCGAAGCGAUCUCCGGUCACUGAAAAUGGCUCCGAGGAACUCACAAUACUUUGUAAAUCCGACACUCCUCCUGUAAUAUCUUCAGAAGAACAUGCUACUGAUGAGGAAAAGCUGGCCUCUUCGGUCAGUAGCCAGAAAUGGACUUGCAUGGCAGUGGACCUAGAACAAGAGAAGCAGGACUACCCCCAGCCUUCUGACUUGUCCAGCUUUGUCAAUGAGAACCAAUUCCACAGUUCUUCAGAUGAUAUAGAUUAUGGAAGUUCAUACAGUAUAGAAUACAUGGAGAAGACCGGCUCCCCGAUCCGCGACAUGCCCCAGACGCAGUCUAUGUAUCUUAUGUUUGAGGCACCGCAGGAUUGCCAAGGCAAAACACCAGCCAAGUUUUUAGACUCUUGCUCUCCAGGAACCGACUCCACGUUUGAUGAAAUGGAUCCUAACCUGCGGUCAGUGCAGUUACCCAUCUCAAGAUCUCCACCUAUUAAGCAAGACAAUGCACGACAACCUGUGGAUAGGUCAAGGCAGAGAGAAGAUGAGCCAGAGGUGCUUGGGAGUGGCAAAAUGGAACUGGGCUCUCCCGAGGACGACUAUGUGGCAUCUGAGGCCUUAAUAUCACGGAUUGCCCACCACACUGCACUUUGCGAUCAACUUAGUUAUUUGGAACCAGAUUUAGCAGAGAAGAACCCACAAGUCUUUGCACAGAAACUACAGCCUGAAAUGUUGGAUUCGGCUGAUAUUGGCCUUUCCCAUAAAUACUCCCUCUCGGUGGCUAUGGAGACAGCUGGAAGUAGCCUCUUACAUACCUAUAAGCAACCUGACCUUGAUGCCGCACUUCAGCUUGCAAGGGAAGAGAUUGCUGCAAAAGAACAGGAGACCAUGGAGUGGAAGAAGAAAUAUGAACAGAGCCAUUGUGAAGUGGUGGAGAUGAGGAAAAUUGUUGCUGAGUAUGAGCAGACCAUUGCGCAGAUGAUUGAGGAUGAGCAGAGAGAGAAGUCUGUUUCCCAUCACACAGUGCAGCAGCUGAUCGUAGAGAAAGAACAAGCUCUCUCCGACCUUAAUUCAGUGGAGAAGUCCCUGGCUGAUCUCUUCCGAAGAUAUGAGAAGAUGAAGGAUGUGCUGGAAGGUUUCAGAAAGAAUGAGGAAGUGCUAAAGAAAUGUGCGCAAGAAUAUCUGGCAAGAGUCAAAAAGGAAGAACAGCGGUACCAUGCCCUGAAAAUCCACGCAGAGGAGAAACUGGACAGGGCUAAUUCAGAGAUUGCCCAGGUUCGUGGCAAGUCUCAGCAGGAACAAGCAGCUUAUCAAGCCAGUCUGAGGAAGGAGCAACUCAAAGUAGAUGCCUUGGAGAGAACCUUGGAACAAAAGAAUAAAGAGAUAGAAGAACUCACCAAGAUCUGUGAUGAACUGAUCGCUAAGAUGGGAAAAAGCUAAUUAGUUUUUUUCCCCAUGGGAUGCUUAGUUUCCUUGCAGAGUGCAAGUGGGAAGAUAUGGAAAAGGAGGUUUUAAUCUUUUAGUUUGUACCUGAAAUGUGGAGAGGAGGCACCUGUGGCGCAGGAAGCGUAUGACGCAAGUUUCUCUCCCACAUGUCCUUCCUGUAUCAGGGAGGCAGAAAACUGGCCCUGAAUCUUCAUGCGUAUUGUCAAGUUUUAUAUGGUUUUCUUCUGAAUCAAGAACAGAGCUGUGAGCUCAUACUAUGGUCCUGCCGGGCAAGACUACAUCAUGUUUCAUACAAAAUUUUUGGGGCACCCUCUUUGCUGGACUUUAUUUAAAAUGGUUGUAAAAAAGAUAGCAAACAAACACUCUUAAAGCUCAUAAUCGCAUGGACAGUGUGCUGUAAAUAAAUCUGUAUUAUGCAAACACUGGAGAACCAAUCUGAUCAUUCUUGUAUUGUUACAAUGUAUUUGUGCUUCUUUUUAUGCAUUAUAUCAUAGGAGAAUGACUUGUCUAUUUAUCGGUUGCACUACUGGCAGCAGCUUCAGUAUUUGCCAAAGGUGCAUACGUUGUGUGCCACUGGCAAUUAAAUGGUUUACCCAGACUAUAUAUUGCA
Hyla sarda is the source of this 8838-nucleotide messenger RNA. It is a transcript of the gene TACC2, whose product is annotated as transforming acidic coiled-coil containing protein 2. NCBI's taxonomy places the organism in Eukaryota, Metazoa, Chordata, Amphibia, Anura, Hylidae. The coding region runs from base 189 to 8222 and encodes 2677 amino acids. The record is from RefSeq and is a predicted model, not a curated record. Gene Ontology annotation, cellular component: cytoplasm. Gene Ontology annotation, biological process: cell population proliferation; cerebral cortex development; mitotic spindle organization. The transcript is spliced from 22 exons.